This is a messenger RNA of Gambusia affinis (western mosquitofish), 1333 nucleotides long. It is a transcript of the gene cd27, whose product is annotated as CD27 molecule. Gene Ontology annotation, cellular component: external side of plasma membrane; membrane. The record is from RefSeq and is a predicted model, not a curated record. The transcript has 8 exons. Gene Ontology annotation, molecular function: protein binding; transmembrane signaling receptor activity. Gene Ontology annotation, biological process: negative regulation of apoptotic process; apoptotic process; signal transduction. The coding region runs from base 75 to 785 and encodes 236 amino acids. Lineage: Eukaryota; Metazoa; Chordata; Actinopteri; Cyprinodontiformes; Poeciliidae.
GAAGUGGAGCUUUGGGUCGUGAUCUUACAGUCAGAGGGUCCCAGGUAACAUCUUCUUCUGUCAGCUUCUCCUUCAUGAUGCUGCAUCUCUGUUGUCUCAUGUUCUCCUUGCUGUGGAGUCUCUCUUUCUCCUCCUCUGGGCUCCAGUGCAACGACAAGCAAUAUGAAUGGCCGGUAGGCAAUCCCGAGAAAUGUUGUCCAAUGUGUGAGCCAGGUCAUCGUUAUAUUAAACGCUUAGGCGUAGGAAAAGACUGUAAAAUUCAAUGUGACCCCUGCGAUGAAAAUCGGUACAUGGAUAUCUACAACAAGGAAAACAACUGCAAUGUCUGUGAUGUUUGCAUAAAAGAAAACUUUGAGGUUGUGUCAAACUGCACACGAACCCAAAACACUGUUUGCAAGUGCAGAGCUGGCUAUCGAUGCAAAGACGCGUCCUGCACAUUUUGUGAUCCUGUCCCAACAACCACCCAGCCCACGCCGCCGCCGCCGCCGUCCACCGCAGUAGCUGGAUCCACCUCCACAGCCAAGACAACUGUACCACAAAAUGACAAAAUCAGAGAUACUCAGUGGUUCCUGGUGAUAAUCGCCCUUCUGUGUGCUGGAAUUGCUCUGGUUGUUAUGACAAAAAUCAAGCCAAUUCUGCACUGGAUCAGAUCCAAUCACGGUUAUUUUUUGCCUGAAAAAACUGUGACAGCCCCUCUGCGCGCAGUGGAUGACGACGUGUCCAAGCCGGUCCAGGAGGUGUGUGGAAAAUGUGACCACUGCAUCGAUUUAUGCAUAAAGGAUUAAAUCCUGGACUUGGAAAACGAAAAUACUUGUCAAAAUCUUCACUGCCACAAGAAAGAGACAACAUCGCCUGGAUAUUGGAGACGGAUGGAGACAAACGUCGCUUCAGUCGUUAUGAUGGAGAGGACUACGGCGGACGGUUCAGCUACUAAUGCUGUUCAAAAACUACAGGAUAUCUCAAUACACAAAAAACUAAACCUACAAAAACUGGAAGAUUUAUUCCACCUAAACACACAGAGUGGGACACUAUAAUAGUCCUGCAUGGGCUGUUUGGUAUUUUGAUAAUAGGUAUGUACUAUGGUACACUAUACUACAUAAUAAGACAAGAAUAUUUACCAGUGAUGAGAUUCUCACUCAGAAAUUUCUCCAAUAGGUUUAAACCUGUUCCUACGUAUAUAUAUUUACAUAUAAAUAUAUAUACUGUAUAAAUGUAUAUAAAUAGCGUAGAGCUGCUGUUUAAUAUCAAAUCAUGUAUAUUAAGUACAAUUUUUUUUUUAAAACCUCAGGUAUUUUUUUAUUUUCCUUUAUGCAAAAUAAAACAAAUACUCCAC